GCCACAUCCUUUAGGAGCUGAAUCUGCAGGCCUGUCAUUAUCACCGCCGAGGAGACUGACUGACGGUGCCUAACAGGAGGAUUUUGGCAGCAGUCAGUCAUUAGUGGGAAUCUGCGGGAACUCAUGGCAUCGUCAGACCACCAAGGAAACAAGGAGCCCACAAACACUUCCCGAACAGAUGGAGCUCCAUCCACGGGUGCAACCUGCCCCGUCCACUCAGCCGAAGACGCAAAGCGAAACGGCUUAAGAAAAGGCCUGGUCCGACAUCGAGACUACGUCAAAAUCUCUGUUCCAGAAGGAAAGGGCAACCGAUUGCCAUCGGAAUGGUGGAAGACGUUCAUCGCCUUGUUUUAUGCAGCUUUAAACCUGGUUUUGACUACGGUUAUGAUCACGGUGGUUCAUGAGAGAGUACCACCCAAGGAGGAAAGCCCACCCCUGCCGGAUAAGUUUUUUGACUAUAUAGACCGCGUGCAGUGGGCGUUUACUGUGACUGAGGUCAACGGCAUGGUUCUGGUGUCUAUAUGGGGCAUUCAGUUGCUCUUUCACAGAUACAAGGCUAUUGUAGCAAGGCGCUAUUUCUUCCUGCUGGGCACCCUGUACAUGUACAGAUGCAUAACCAUGUACGUUACCACUCUACCAGUGCCUGGCAUGCACAUGGUCUGUGCCCCAAAGCUCCACGGAGAUUCCGAAGCGAAGCUGCAGCGAGUUUUACAGUUGCUGUCUGGCGGUGGAUUAUCAAUCAACGGCUCUCAUCUGCUGUGUGGAGACUUUCUGUACAGCGGCCACACUGUCAUCCUCACCCUCACGUACCUCUUCCUCAAAGAGUAUUCUCCUCGUUCUUUCUGGUGGUACCAUCUUUUGUGUUGGUUAACGGCAGCUGUGGGUGUUGUGUGCAUCCUGGUGGCCCACGAGCACUACAGUGUGGAUGUGGUGGUGGCGUAUUUUAUCACCACAAGACUCUUCUACUGGUAUCACACCAUGGCUAAUCUGCAGACUUUGAAGUGUUCGCCGAACAACUACCUCACUCACACCUGGUGGAACCCUGUGUUUAACCUGUUCGAGAGGAACGUCCAGACCCACGUGCCUUGUUCUUUCUGCUGGCCAAUCACGUGGCCUCCUGCCUGCCUGAAGAACCCCUGUAAGAAAUACUCCAUGGUGCAGAGCGGGCGAGAAGAGUGACAGCAUCUGGAAGCAUUUUUGUAUUCGGUUAUUUGUGUGGCUCUCAGUGUUUACACCAAACCAAAGACCAAAGACUGCUUGGCUAUUGUUGCUAAUAAGCCAAACACACCACAGCCAAACAGCUCAAAAUCUUGCAAAACUCAAUACUAUCUGACAGGUCAUUGUUGAUAUUUGUUUUAUGUUAAUUUAUAUGUUGCCAUUUAAACGCUUUCAAUGACCUCCUGAAAGUGUUAUAGUUAUAAAAGUGAUAGAUUUUUGGAAAAUCUCUUGCUUUCUGUCAAAACAUAAUCUAUUAUUUUGUGCAUGCUUCUUAGUUGUAGUUUAUUUUCCCCUUUUCUAUUUAUUUAAAGUGUUUAGUUUGAAACAUGUUUGUCACUACAAGUGUUGUUCACAAGGGUGCAUUCAUUUUAUACACUAUUUUAUAUUAUAAAUGCAUGUGUUCUUUUUCUAACGAGUCAAACCAACUGUUAUUAUCUCUUAUGCUUAUUUUGUCUUAAAAAAAUAAAGAUGUUUUAU
Molecule: messenger RNA, 1695 nt
Organism: Danio rerio (zebrafish)
Lineage: Eukaryota; Metazoa; Chordata; Actinopteri; Cypriniformes; Danionidae
Source: RefSeq, a predicted model, not a curated record